AUGAAUGUUGCAGUGGUGCAACGAAGUUACAGUUUUCAACUCAUUUCUCCAGGGGAACAGCGCAACAGUUGCAAUUGGACACAAUUUUGCUUUGAAGGGCAGCCAAAGACAGGUGAACAGGAAGACCGGUAUCUUGAAGUACCGGCAGUAUAUCGGGUACCACAAGAACAACUGGAAUCAACAGUUUGGGUAACAGAUCCAGAUGUUGUCUAUCGGUUGGCCAAAGUUGUUGAAGAUAAAGGUGAAAAAUUGGUUGUCGGAUUCCGAGAUGAAAAUGGUUUUUAUGAAAAGAGAACAGUGUUCAAAAAGGAUACGCAGGCACCAAGCGUAUCCUAUUAUUGCGAGGAUAUGUGCAAUUUAACUGAAUUAAGUGAAGCAUCUGUCCUGAAUACAGUUCGAUGCCGUUACGAAGCUCAUCUGAUUCACACAUAUUCGGGCCUAUUUUGUGUUGUUGUUAAUCCAUGGAAAAAUUUACCAAUAUAUACGGAUGAAGUAAAAGAGGCAUACGGAAAUGCAAUUGGUGUGGACACCAGUUUACCACCACAUGUCUAUUCAAUUGCACAAGAAGCCUAUGAUGGUCUUGGCAGUUUUGGAAACCAGUCGAUUCUUAUCACCGGUGAAAGUGGAGCUGGGAAAACAGAAAAUACAAAAAAAAUCAUUGACUACCUUGGGAGCCGUGCCGGUCGCAUUUACGGGUUUAACGAUGUUCAUAUGGAUGAACGUUUAACGGCAGCAAAUACACUGAUUGAAUCUUUCGCAAAUGCAUCAACCAUCCAUAACAGUAACAGUUCUCGAGUUGGUAAAUUUAUCAGGAUGUUUUUCAACGAUGAAAUGCAGUUAAAAGGAGCCCAAAUUCAGUGUUAUUUACUGGAAAAAUCACGUGUUGUUAAUCAGAACGAUGGUGAUCGAAAUUUUCACAUCUUCUAUCAAAUGCUUUCAAAUGGUUUUGAUAAUAUUUUGCUUCAACAAAUGGGUCUAACAAACAAAGCUAACCAAUACAGAUUUCUAAAUCAGGGUAAUAAAACAGUUGAUGCAAAUAUUGAUGAUUCAACAGAUGCUGUGGAAACUGAGAAAGCAUUACGAACAAUUGGAUUUACGUCAGAAGAAAGGCAAGAAAUUUAUGAAAUUGUUGCUUCAUGUUUAUUGUUGGGCGAAAUUAAAUUUAAUGAACGAACUGGCUUGGAUAUUACUUAUGUUGAUGGUGAAAAAGAGGUUGAAGCAGCCUGUCGUAUAUUGGGCGUUAAAACAAGUCUACUGGUUGAUGCGUUAACACAGCCGGCGAUACGAGUUGGCGAGAUGUCGAUAAAGAAAAGUCAAAAUUUGAGAAAAACACUGAGCUCAUUAGCUGCACUAUGCAAAUGUAUUUACGACCGUUUAUUCAGUUGGAUUCUGCAACGUUGCAACGAGUCAUUGGGACAAACUUCAAAUUCCGACAUGUCACAACGAUCGCUGUAUAUUGGAGUUCUUGAUAUGGCCGGAUUUGAAAUUAUGCAGAAAAAUAGUUUUGAACAAUUUUGCAUAAAUUAUACCAACGAAAAAUUGCAACAAUUUUUCAACGAUUUUAUGUUUAUCAAAGAACAAAAAGAAUAUCUACGUGAAGGUAUUGACUGGACUGAAGUAAGCUAUGGCACUGAUAUGCAGAAUACAAUUGAGCUGAUCGAGAAACCACUUGGUUUACUUUCGUUGUUGCAAGAAGAAUGUCUGGUACCCAACGGUAGUGAUAUGUCGUUAUUGGAAAAACUGAUCACCAAUCAUUCGGCAAAUCCAGUUUUUGCAAGAUCAAAACAUACUGCACGAAGUACAACGGUAUCACAUUUUACUAUAAUACAUUACGCCGGUAUGGUAUCCUACAACAUUGACAGCUGGGUUGAGAAGAACAAAGAUGCUGUGGAGAAGAACGGUUUAGAUGUAUUGGCAACAAGUACAAAACCAAUUAUGCAACAAUUAUUUCCACUAUGUGACGACGGUAUGCAGCGUGGUCGUAGGCAGUCGAAAUGCGCAAAUACCGUUUCUUAUGUUUACAAGGAGCAAUUAUUAGCUCUUUUGGAGACGCUGAACACGACUCGAGCUCAGUUCAUUCGUUGCAUAUCGCCUAACAAAAAUCGUCAACCGGGAGUAAUUGAUAAUCGUCUAGUCAUGGAACAGUUAAGAUGUAAUGGAGUACUGGAAGGUAUCAGAAUUUGUCGUCAAGGUUAUCCAAAUAGGUUGCCUUUCGAAGAUUUUGUUUUGCGGUACCGUUUUAUUCUGCCGUUCUUGGAGCUUGAACCAAAUCGUGAGGGCGCACGUGACUUGUGUGAACGUUUAGGAUUAGAUCCAACAGUAGUACAGAUUGGAAACACUAAAGUCUUUUGUAAAGUUGGUGUCAUUAGCGAGCUAGAAUCACGGCGAAGGCAGCGAUUAAGCCAUAUCAUUACUGAAAUACAGGCACAAGUUCGAUGGCAUCUUGAACAGAUUAAACUGGCGCGAUUAAUCGAAAAGAGGGACGCUAUAUUGGUUAUUCAAAGAAAUGUACGCACAUUUGCUGAACUGGCUAACUGGAAAUGGUGUAGUCUGUUAAAUAUGGUUCGUCAGUUGAUUCCGAUUGAUCGUGACAGGAAACGUAUUGAAGACCUGGAGCAACAAAAUGAAACUUUAGUUGAGCAACUCAAAGAAGCUGAUAAACGAUGUAACGAACUUCAACAGCUUCUUGGAGAUGCAAAUCAAACAAUCCAAAAAUUGAAAAGUGAAAGACAUGAAUAUGAAUCAAAGCGGCAAGAACUGCAACAGGAAAUUCAAAAUCAUGAAGAAGUAAUGGAAAUCAUGGCACGACGUUUUGAUGAACAACAUGCAAAAGUUAUGAAAAUUCAUGCUGCAUUACGGGACAAUGAAAAACGAAUACAGAUAUUGGAAGAAGAAAAAGAAGAUUUACAAAAAGAUGUUUACAAAUGGAAGGGUAAAUAUGAUGCAGAAAAUUCCAGACGUUUAGAUUUGGAAAAUGAACAAGAAAAAGCUGCUGAAACAAUAAAAGCAUUGGAAGUUCGAAUCAAUGUUGUGGUCACCGAAAAUGAGAAAGAACUUUCACGUACAUCAACAUUAGAAAAAGAGAUCGAACAGCUAAAAGAACGUAAUGAAAAACAGUUAGAAACAAUCAGUGAAUUACAGCGUUGUAUAUGUGAUAUGAACGAAAAGACAAGAGAAUGUGAUUCGUUGGUAAAUGCUGAAAAGAAAGCCAGAAAAAAGGCUGAAAGUGAAAAAGCUGAUAAACAAGAAGAACUGAAUCGAUUGAAACAGGAUUUACAUAAAAUGACGGUUAAAGCUGAAAGUUUGAAAGAAACCUGUCACGAAAAAGAUCGAGAAAUUAAACGUCUAGAAGGAAAAUUGGAAUCAACUAUUGAAAAUGCUGAAAACAACAUUGCUGAAAUGAAAAAAAUACAUAAACAAAGCCGAGAUGAUCUGAUGGUUAAAAUUGAUGAACUGAAAAAGACCUGUCACAAACUUGAGACAGAAAAUCGAGCGCAAAAAAUUAAAUUGGAUUCUGCAGAACGUGAAUCAUCUGUUGAAUCAGACUACGUUAGUGGUAACUCGGCCUCAGGCCGUACAAGCCGAAUUGGAAGCCGACAGUAUUCAUUCACCUCGAUGGGCUCGUUUAGCUCUAUUCGUACGCUUAGCAAUUCAGUAAGACGAACAACAGAACCAGAAAUACGGACGCAUUCAAGAUGGCGAACACCAUCAACACUUUCGGCCAGUUAUCAUUCAUGCACGGAUUCAUCACCCCUUUCAUUGUCAAAAAGUAUUUCACAAAGUCAAAUUACAUACGAGAAGAAAAUUGCACAAUUAGAACGGCAAGUCUUGAGUGCGCAUACAGACAACCAAAUACAAAAGCGAGAGAUUGAAGUCUAUAAAACUUCAUUGGCAAGCCAUGAAAAAGAGAAAGAGAGCUUGACGCAAAAAGUUAGAGCAUUAAGUGCCGAAGUUAGUGUUAUGGAACGAUCGUUGAAUGAAGAAGAAAAUCGUAGUCAUGACUAUGAGGUAAAAUUACGAAAAGCACAUAACGAAUUACAGGCAAUGAAAAAUAAAUACGAACAAGCAGUUCAGGAAUCUCAGAAAGAGUUGCUAGAAGAAAGGAAAAAGAUGCGACAAAAAGUGGAAGAUCUAACAAAGGAACUGGAAAAGAAGAAACUUCGUGAAGGUAAAGGGAUGGAAGCAGCCAUGGAAGAACUACAAACGCAAUUAUCUGAUGCACAUUCACAACUGGAUCGUGCCCUUACUCAAGUAAAUCACCUUGAAAAUUUAAGUAAAUCACAGGGAAUCUAUGGUGAAACAUGGGAGAUUCAGUACCGGAAUGCGUUCUCUGAAUUACAAUCACUACGCGACGAAAACGCUAUGUUAAAAACAAAAAUUAAUCGACAAAAUCGACAAAUUGAAUUAUUAACACAACAAUCCGAAUUGGAAGAAAAUGUUGCACAGCUGGAAUCCAUGCUACAUCAUGAACGUCGUGACAGUCAAGCAGUUAGCGAAUAUGAUAACGGUCGAGAUUCGGCAUGUGAUGAAGCCUACGACAGUGGUCAUUCAUCAAAUUCACCGUUACACCCACCAACCUGUACUGCCGUUUAG
Messenger RNA from Enterobius vermicularis (human pinworm), 4593 nucleotides. NCBI's taxonomy places the organism in Eukaryota, Metazoa, Nematoda, Chromadorea, Rhabditida, Oxyuridae. The record is from the annotation of a GenBank genome assembly.